AUGCGCUUCACCAAAACACAAUAUGGCUUGAUACUUCUCAAUGUUGCGUUCCGACUAUACUCAUCACUAUACAUGAUCAUUGGCGAUUGUGAUGAGACAUUCAAUUAUUGGGAACCAUUGAAUUUACUAUUGCGUCACUUUGGCAAACAAACAUGGGAGUAUUCACCAGUAUAUUCAAUUCGAUCAUAUGCUUACUUGAUACCUUACUAUUUCGUGGGGAAAUUGUUGCAACUACUUGAUUUGACUCCUUUACAUGUAUUUUAUGGCUUGCGAAUUGUUGCCCUAGGUGGAUUCACGUCAUUUGUUGAAAUGAAUUUGUUUGUCAAUUUAAAUACUUAUUCGUCGAGUUUGGCCAAUUGGUGGUUAUUUCUCACUAGUGUAAAUGUGGGGAUGAGUCAUGGAGGGGUGGCAUUAUUACCUAGCUCGUUGGCUUUGCAAACUACAUUAUUGGCAAAUACGUUUAUUUUCAAGAGUGUUGUUCAUACAGAAGGGGUUAGUGAGAAGAAGCAUGGGUGUUUAUUGAAGGCAAUUGCGUGGUAUCUUAUUGGUGGAUUAUUAGGCUGGCCAUUUGCCUUGGCUUUGGGAUUACCAGUGGGUGUCUACACGUUGUGGCAAAUAGGUCAGUGUCGUAUUCCUAGUGUCAUUUUAGUUGAAAUUGGACUAAUUUUGGCAUCAUUAGUGGCAGUCAUCACAUUAAUAGACUCGUACUACUUGCAGAAGUUAGUGUUUGUGCCUAUAAACAUUGUCUUGUAUAAUGUGUUUGGUGGUGACGGUGAAGGGCCAGAGAUUUUCGGUGUAGAGCCAGUGAGCUAUUAUAUUAUCAAUUUGUUACUCAAUUUCCAGUUUGUUUUACCAUUAGCUGCAAUUGGAGUUUUGGUUAAUCCGUUCAUCACUGUCAAUGCUAGAAAAUUCAGUUUACUCGUUUCUGUACAAUUGGUGAUUUGGUGUGGAAUUUUCUUUAGCCAACCACAUAAAGAGGAAAGAUUCAUGUACCCUGUAUAUCCAUUGAUUACACUAUCUGCAGCAAUCAUGGUUUCAAAAUUGAUGUCAUUUGUGAGGAGCAAACUACCACGAGUCGUUUACGUUGUCACUCAAUUUGGUUUCAUCUCCACUGUUCUUGUCAUUUCUAUAUUGAGAAUAACUAAUUUGGUUGAAAAUUAUGCAGCACCACUACAGAUAUACGAAGCUGUAUCACAAUUACCUUCAUCAGUAGAGCAAGUCAAUGUAUGUACUGGUAAAGAAUGGUAUCAUUUCCCCAAUUCCUUCCACUUGCCACUCAAUUAUCGGUUACAAUUUGUCGAGUCAGGAUUUGAUGGAUUGUUACCUGGUGAUUUCCAUGAACCGAAGAUCAACAUAAUCGAAUCAACGACGUUUGUUCCACUUCACAUGAACAAUCAAAAUAAAUUUGAAGCAGAUAAAGUUGUUCCCUUAGAUCAAUGUGAUUUUUUCGUUGACAAUUCACAAUGGGGAUCGACUCCACAAUUGAUUACGCCAGAUCUAUCUGUCGUUGAUGAAGUCAACUGGCGUGUUUUGCAAUGCAAAAAGAUUAUCAAUCCAGAUGGACAUCACAAUGUAAUUGGAAAAUUACUUUACAUCCCUCGAUGGGCCAGGACGAUAAUACCGUAUAAAGUUGAUUAUAUGGAUCUAUGUCUAUUGCAAAGGAAGAGGCAGGAAGAGGAGGUUUAA
This is a messenger RNA of Lodderomyces parapsilosis, 1686 nucleotides long. It is a transcript of the gene ALG9, whose product is annotated as dolichyl-P-Man:Man(6)GlcNAc(2)-PP-dolichol alpha-1,2-mannosyltransferase. The transcript has a single exon. Lineage: Eukaryota; Fungi; Ascomycota; Pichiomycetes; Serinales; Debaryomycetaceae. Gene Ontology annotation, cellular component: endoplasmic reticulum membrane. Gene Ontology annotation, biological process: protein N-linked glycosylation. The record is from RefSeq and is a predicted model, not a curated record. Gene Ontology annotation, molecular function: alpha-1,2-mannosyltransferase activity. Bases 1 to 1686 code for a protein of 561 amino acids.